AUGGGCAAAUCAAACAGCAAGCUCAAGCAGGAGGUGGUGGAGGAACUGACCAGGAAGACCUACUUUACAGAGAAAGAGGUGCAACAGUGGUACAAAGGCUUUAUAAAGGACUGUCCAAGUGGUCAGCUGGAUGCUGUGGGCUUUCAGAACAUCUACAAGCAGUUCUUCCCUUUUGGUGACCCCACCAAGUUUGCUUCUUUUGUCUUCAACGUCUUUGAUGAAAACAAGGAUGGACGCAUAGAGUUCUCUGAGUUCAUCCAGGCCCUGUCGGUGACCUCUCGGGGGACACUGGAUGAGAAGCUCAGAUGGGCUUUCAAAUUGUAUGAUCUUGAUAACGAUGGCUAUAUCACACGAGACGAGAUGUUAAACAUCGUAGAUGCCAUAUAUCUGAUGGUGGGGAACACUGUAGAGUUACCAGAAGAAGAGAAUACACCUGAGAAGAGAGUGGACCGUAUUUUUGCCAUGAUGGACAAGAAUGCUGAUGGCAAGUUGACCCUGCAGGAGUUUCAGGAGGGUUCCAAGGCAGACCCCUCCAUUGUGCAGGCACUGUCACUGUACGAUGGGCUGGUAUAA
Messenger RNA from Salvelinus namaycush (lake trout), 573 nucleotides. RefSeq names its product neuronal calcium sensor 1-like. The record is from RefSeq and is a predicted model, not a curated record. The transcript has 7 exons. Gene Ontology annotation, molecular function: calcium ion binding; calcium sensitive guanylate cyclase activator activity. Bases 1 to 573 code for a protein of 190 amino acids. Lineage: Eukaryota; Metazoa; Chordata; Actinopteri; Salmoniformes; Salmonidae.